AGUAGUUUGUGGAUGGGGGAAGAAGAAAAAGAAGAAGAAGGGAGGGAUUAGUUAGUCAGAUGUUUUUGAAUGUAUUUUUUUUGUAUCAUAAAGCCUUGCCAAAGCAUUUUUGAGUUUAGUUCUGGAUGUGGUGGAGAACCCGUUCUUAGCUCAGAGCUUACACGGUUCAAAAAGAGAAAAAGGAGAAUUAUCUACUUCAGUUAAAUGACAUGAUAUCUCACCGCCAAACCAGUUUGGUGUUAGUGUUCAGGAUUGAAGAUUAAGUGAAGGACUUUUUUUUAACUGGAGUGAGAGGACUAUACGUUGACCAGUUUGCAGAGGAGCCAAAUCACAACAAGAGAUGGCGUACACGAUGUGGAUAUAUGUCGUGGUUAUACUCAUAUUGUCUGAAGCGUGGGGCAAAGAGCCAGGAUCUAAUCAAAACACAUCUGUGAUCACCAGCACUUCUCCUCCUAAAGUUCAUGUUCACAGAAACGCAUUGUUCAACCAGGGAAGGGAUGUGAACCUGACAUGCAGCGAGAGGACAUGGAAUGAGACCUUUUAUAUAAUCUGGGAAAUAACGCUGAAAAACAAAAUCUGUAAAAUAUCCUUGAACAGUGAUGGGGGAAGUGAAGACUCCUGCAAUGACGGGAAGUCACUUCGAAACACUUCCAGCUCUCAGUCAUACCUGCGCAUCUCAAAAUUCUCAAAUAACGACGUGGGGGUCUACAAAUGCCAAUCGCCUUACCGAGGAGGAACCGUGGAUGUUAUCAUCAAUGUGAAUACGACAGUUCUUCCCACUGUGACUAUGUGGGUUGAACAUGAGGGCAACAAGACGGUGGCAGUGUGCAAGGCUGGAAGAGGAAAUCCUGCCGCCAACAUCAGCUGGAGCAUCGCUGGGAACUGGUCUGUGGACUCUGUUUCCACAGAAGACGGACUUUUUACAGUAGAGAGUCGUCUGUUACUCCCCGAGGGAACAGACGCAGAAAACAUUAACUGUGUCGUCAGACAUUCCUGCUGGGAAGGGGAAAAGUGUUUCAGCCUAAACCACAUACAAGGUAAUGUUCUUUGGCUGCUCAUUCUUAUUGUUGUGAUAAUCACAGUGAUGGUGGCGGGACUUUUAUUUAUUGCACAAAAGAAACUAAGAAUGUUGAGGCAAUGCCAGCAGUCUGACCCCUCCUCAUCCAAAUCUCCACCAACAGAGGAUGUGGAGGAAGUGCAGCCGUACGCCAGCUAUGUUCAACGAGUGAACUCUAUCUAUAACUCAUCUGCCGAUUUGUUCACAUAAGAUUCCACACGUUACACACACUCGCUCACACGCUGCAUCUGCAAAUGCGUCUGUUUCUCAUUGUGAGAAACUGAAGGCUUUGAAACUGAGAUGUGUUGAAAUAGUAAAGAGAGAUGUGAAGGUGUGAUAAACUUUGAUAAAUAUGGAGCCUAAUUACUGAUGGAACAGGGGCUGUACCCAACGGCCUCAAACUGGCUCCAAAGCACAGAACAUAAAACCAGCACCCUGUGUGUGUGGGUGUCAUGAAGAACAUGACCUAAUGAACUGCUGUAUAACAGAGAAUAUCAUGUUCAGCUGGACACUGAUUCUACAGAAAGACAUUUCAUUGACUGUGAUUUUUAUCUCGUUUUUUAAGGAUAUUUUUGGGGCAAUUUUAGCCUUUAUUGGACAGGACAGCUGAAGAGAGACAGGAAGUGUUGUGAGGGGAGAGUUGGGGACGACAUGCAGCAAAGGGCAGAGGUCGGAUUCAAUAACUAAGGCUGCUGCGACGGGGACUAAAGCCUCUGUUCAUUGGGGCGCGCGACUCAACCACUAGGCCGCCGGCAGCCCUUUUAUCACAUAUUUAAGCACAGUGUGUGAAGAGUUGUUCAUCGUUUGUUUGUUAUAUCGCUGAGGUCAAACUAUUAAAAGUGUUAAGAAAAGAAAAAACGCUGUUAUUUAAUGAUUCAAGAUAAUGUGUGUAUUAUUUAAAGUUCUCCUGUUGUGUCUUUAUUUAUGAUUCAGUAAACACAUUAAUCAAGAAUACACCAGAACACAUUCAUCUACAUCUAUUGAAGCUCUACAAAAUAAAAACCUACAUUGAUAUUCAUCAAGAAAA
Labrus mixtus (cuckoo wrasse) is the source of this 2084-nucleotide messenger RNA. RefSeq names its product cell surface glycoprotein CD200 receptor 1-A. Gene Ontology annotation, molecular function: signaling receptor activity. The transcript is spliced from 7 exons. NCBI's taxonomy places the organism in Eukaryota, Metazoa, Chordata, Actinopteri, Labriformes, Labridae. Gene Ontology annotation, biological process: regulation of neuroinflammatory response. The coding region runs from base 341 to 1267 and encodes 308 amino acids. The record is from RefSeq and is a predicted model, not a curated record.